Sphenostylis stenocarpa is the source of this 618-nucleotide messenger RNA. NCBI's taxonomy places the organism in Eukaryota, Viridiplantae, Streptophyta, Magnoliopsida, Fabales, Fabaceae. The record is from the annotation of a GenBank genome assembly.
AUGAAUAGAAAUGCACAUAAGGAGGAAAACACAUGCUGCUAUUUCCAUCCAAAACAAGUAGUUGUUGGUGUGUGUCCCUUGUGCUUGAAUGAGAGGCUCCUCAUACUUGCUGCAAAACAAGACCAUCACCAUCAUCAUCAUCACCAUCACAGGCUUCAAAGUUCCACUCAGAGGAAGCCUUCAGCUUCUAUUCACAAGAUCUUAACUUUUGGUUCUCUCUUCACUCGCCACCAAUUCAAAUCUCGCUACUAUGAUCAAGAUGAUGCCUCUCCCAGCCCAGAAGGAAAGACCUUAUUUUACCCAUUGCUUCAUAUUUCUAUUUUUGAAGAAAAUGGAGUGGCUUCAUGGGAAAAGAGCACCCUAUCCAACAUGUCUAGUAAGGUAUGUGUAGAGGACAAGGUCCUAGACAAGGACGCGAAGGAGAACAAGAGCGUGAUAGAGCAUGGAAAGUCAAACAACGCGUUUCGAUGGAGAAAGCGUAUGGGCCGUUUGGUCCACUUCAUCCAAUGGAAGAGGUCCAAUAAGGGUGGUGUGGGCCAUGUUGGUACCAAGGUUGAAGGAGUAAAGGUUAGAAAGGGUUGGAUGAGAACUUUGACAAAGAGGAAGACCGUGGAAUAA